UAACUCAAACCUCUGAGAAAAAAAGUUUAACUCAAACUCUCAGCACUCUCAGCAUCGUUCAUUGCACACCCCCAAAUUUCUUUCCCUCCCAAAAUUCCCCCAAAAUAUUCUCUGUCCAAUUUCCCUAGUUCAUCAAAUUGUUCAUCGGUAAAAUGGAAUUAGGGUUUACUCAAGAACAGGUUCGGAACAUCUGCAUCCUUGCACAUGUCGACCAUGGAAAAACUACGCUUGCUGAUCAUCUAAUUGCAUCUUCUCCGGAUGGACUGUUGCACCCUAAACAAGCAGGUAAGAUUAGAUACAUGGAUUUUUUAGAUGAAGAACAGCGUAGAGCAAUUACCAUGAAAAGUUCUUCUAUUUCUAUCAAGUACAAAGAAUAUUCAAUUAAUUUGAUUGAUUCUCCUGGUCAUAUGGAUUUCUGUAGUGAAGUUUCGACCGCCGCUCGAUUGAGCGACGGCGCACUAGUUUUGGUUGAUGCAGUUGAGGGUGUUCAUAUUCAAACUCAUGCUGUUUUGAGGCAAGCUUGGGUUGAGAAGCUUACGCCUUGUUUGGUGUUAAAUAAGAUUGAUAGGUUAAUCUGUGAAUUGAAGUUGACUCCCAUGGAAGCUUAUAAUAGAUUGUUGACCAUAGUUCAUGAAGUAAAUAGUAUAGUGAGUGCAUAUAAAUCAGAGAAGUAUUUGUCAGAUGUUGAUUCUAUACUUGCCGUGUCAUCCAGUGAAAUGGGGGUUGAUGAGAUUCAUCAGUUAAUUGAGGAUGAUGAGGAAGAAAUGUUUCAACCUCAAAAGGGUAAUGUAGCUUUUGUUUGUGCUUUAGAUGGAUGGGGUUUUACUGUAGGAGAGUUUGCCGAGUUUUAUGCGCAACAGUUUAAAUUAAAAACAGCAGCGAUGAAGAAGGCUUUAUGGGGUCCUUGGUAUUGUCACCCUAAAACAGGGAAGAUAGUGGGCAAAAAAGCAUUGGGUGAAGGAAGCACAGUUCCACCUAUGUUUGUUAACUGUGUCCUUAAACCAUUGUGGCAGGUUUAUCAAGGGGUUCUUGAGCCUGAUGGUGAUAAGGGGGUGAUAGAGAAAGUGAUGAAGAGGUUUGGGUUACAAGUGCCAGACCGUGAAAAGAACAACAAGGAUCCAAAAAUUGUUCUUCAAGCUAUCUUGAGUCGUUGGCUUCCACUAUCGAAAGCCAUCUUGUCCAUGGUUGUUAGAUGUAUGCCGGACCCCGUUGCUGCUCAAUCAUAUCGAGUCUCUCGUUUGCUUCCAAGGAGAGAAGUUGUGGAUGAGGUAGCAAAGUCUGAGGUGUUUUUAGACGCUGAGUAUGUGAGGAAGUGUGUGGAAACUUGUGCUUUUAGUUCUGAAGCACCUACUGUUGCUUUUGUUUCUAAAAUGUUUGCUAUCCCUAAGAAGAUGAUUCCCCAAAGGGGUCCAAAUGGGGAGAUCGUGAAUGAUUUCACUGAUGAAAAUGGGACAGAGUCAGAUGAAUGUUUUCUUGCAUUUGCUAGAAUCUUUAGUGGUACCCUUACUGCUGGGCAGAAAAUCUAUGUACUUUCAGCUUUAUAUGAUCCACUAAAAGGAGAAGCAACACAGAAGCAUCUGCAGGAAGCGGAAUUGCAGUCACUGUAUCUGAUGAUGGGCCAGGGUUUAGUGCCUGUAGAAUCUGUCAGGGCUGGAAAUGUGGUAGCUAUACGAGGAUUGGGGCAUCAUAUCUUAAAAAGUGCUACACUUUCCUCGACUAAGAACUGUUGGCCUUUCUCGAGUUUGAUGUUUCAAGUUUCACCAAUGCUAAAAGUUGCCAUAGAGCCCUCUGAUCCAGCAGAUAUGGGUGCACUUAUGAAAGGCUUGAGGCUUCUGAAUCGUGCUGAUCCUUUUGUGGAGGUUUCAGUCUCGUCUAGGGGAGAACAUGUGGUUGCUGCUGCAGGAGAGGUGCAUCUUGAGAGAUGCAUAAAGGAUUUGAAGGAAAGAUUUGCCAAGGUGAGCUUGGAAGUGUCUCCACCUCUCGUCUCCUAUAAAGAGACAAUUGAGGGUGAAGGAUCUAAUCCAUUAGAUGAUUUGAAAGUACUAUCAGUAAAUACUGAUUAUGUUGAAAAGACAACUGCUAAUGGAAGGUGCACUGUUAGAGUACAAGUCAUGAAGCUUCCAAAUGCACUUACAAAGUUGCUUAAUGAAAAUUCUGACACACUUGGGGAAAUUAUUAGUGGUAAACUUGGUCAGACUUAUAAGAAGUUGGUGUCCCAGAUAGGUUCUGCUGCUGAAGAUGAUGAGCCUCUUGAAGCAUUCAGGAAACGCAUAAGGGAUGCUGUGGAAAGCGAUAUUGUUUCUGGAAUUGCGGAAGACGACACUGAUAAGAUUCAAAAGUGUAAAUUUUUGUGGGAUCAGCUUCUAGAGAGGAUUUGGGCUCUGGGUCCUGGACAGGUUGGCCCUAAUAUGCUUAUUACCCCAGAUUCUAUAGGAAAAAGUACCGAGGAUUCCAUAAUUGUCCCUGGAUUCUCCCACGUGUCUGCUAAACUUGGUUUUGUAGAUGAUACCAGUUCUCAUAGUGUCGAGGAGGCAAAUGAUACUCUUUAUGCUGAAGCUGCCAGUCUGGCAAGUAGUGUGGUGUCUGGUUUCCAAAUUGCAACUGCAGCUGGUCCUUUAUGUGAUGAGCCUAUGUGGGGUUUGGCAUUUAUUGUCGAGGCUUACAUUUCCCCAGCAUCCAUUCAAUCAGGCGAGUCUGAAAAUUCUCUACAGCUAAUGGAGCAAUAUGGAAUGUUCACUGGUCAGGUGAUGACUGCAGUAAAAGAGGCUUGCAGAGCUGCUGUACUUCAGAAAAAACCGCGUCUUGUUGAAGCAAUGUACUUUUGUGAGCUGAACACCCCAGUUGAUUAUUUGGGACCCAUGUAUGGUGUGCUUUCUCGUAGGAGAGCCCGAGUAGUGAAGGAAGAAAUGCAGGAAAGCUCUCCCUUGUUCACUGUGCAUGCUUACUUGCCGGUUUCUGAAAGCUUUGGGUUCGCUGAUGAGCUUAGGAAAUGGACUUCUGGGUCAUCAAGUGCGCUUCUUGUUCUUAGUCACUGGGAACAGCUUAUGGAGGAUCCUUUCUUUGUUCCUAAGACAGAGGAAGAGAUUGAGGAGUUUGGAGAUGGUUCUAGUGUCCUUCACAAUACACCCAGAAAGCUCAUUGAUGCUGUGAGGCGGAGAAAAGGACUCCCUGUAGAGGAAAAAGUUGUUCAGCAUGCAACCAAGCAGAGGACCCUGGCUCGUAAGGUGUAGAACAUGCUGCUUUUGUAGUGUCAGCGCUUAUAGAAGAGAAGGGCUUAGUUAUUUUGUUUUUCCAACUACUCCAAUUUAAUGAUGGAUCCCCUCAUUUUGUUAUAUACGAGUAUAAUUAGAGAGAAACGAGUUAAGGAAGUGUAUUUAGUAAUCUCUAUUAGUAUUUCGUUUAUGUAAAAAGAUCUCUUCAGAUAACUUACAUAAUCUCUAUUACAAAUCCUUUGUUUA
This is a messenger RNA of Spinacia oleracea (spinach), 3458 nucleotides long. RefSeq lists its product as uncharacterized. Bases 153 to 3230 code for a protein of 1025 amino acids. Gene Ontology annotation, biological process: cytosolic ribosome assembly. Gene Ontology annotation, molecular function: GTP binding; GTPase activity; ribosome binding. The record is from RefSeq and is a predicted model, not a curated record. Gene Ontology annotation, cellular component: cytosol; ribonucleoprotein complex. The transcript has a single exon. Lineage: Eukaryota; Viridiplantae; Streptophyta; Magnoliopsida; Caryophyllales; Amaranthaceae.